AUGGAUCCGGAUCACUCGGUUCCAGGAGAAUUCGACGCUGCUGGCAUUGCCAGGGAGCCAGAAACCCCGCAGUCCGAAGAUGGCCAGACUGAAGUUCAGCCGUCUUUCUCAGAGGAGACCCAGGAGUCAAUGGAUAGUACACGUAGUGCCAAAGCAGCUCUGGAAAUGCACCUUGCUGGAGUGAUCGCAAGGAUGGAGGUAGUUAGGCCAGGCAUCGUCCAAGCCGUUUGGGCUUGGCAGGCGCUCAGUUGCUUUGGCCGAGUCCUUCGUCUGGGCAGCACCGGGGUUCGAAGAAGCCUCGCCACCAAUCGCAUAGGUGAGUUUUGGAGUCAUAGCUGGCAUGGGCAGAAGUGGCGGAAGGUAUGGACGGCCAUGUACAUGAAGAAUACUCGAGCUGCCAUGAGUGCCGCAACCUUGGGCUCCUUCGCGGUGUGCGUGCUUUUGUCGUCCGCUCUUCUGCCCCAAGUUCGAUUCCAGGAGGACCCGCCCUACCCAGCAGAGCCUGGCUGGUGCCUUCUCACGGCUUUGGUGCUCUACUGCACGGUGUUUGUGUUCUGGCGGCCUGGAAGCCGCAUUUUCCUAGAUAUUCUGUGCAUAGAUCAAGAGAAUGCUGAGCUGAAGACGGAAGCAUUAGUCAGCAUGGGGGCCUUUCUGAAGCGCUCAGACGCGUUGUUCGUCCUGUGGGACCCCUCUUACAUACACCGCCUCUGGUGCGUGUUUGAGCUGGCGGCGUUUCUGCACAGUCGGCCGGCGGGCACGAAGGCAAAGCUUAUCACAAGGCCCACUGUGCUUGGCCCGGUGUUCGUCUCCUUGCCGGCCGGCCUGUCCUUCGUUGCUACUUGCUGGUACUUAUGGGGGAGUAUCGCCCCGACAGAAAGUUUGGCCUGGCCUUGGCUGCUGAUGGCGGCGUUGGCUUUCGUGGGCUUCUACGCGUCUGUGGCUGCAAUGCGUGCAUACUACAGAUCGGUGCAGGAGUUGCAGACGAAGUUGUCUCAGUUUAACAUUGAAGAUACCAUGUGCUGGUGUUGCAGUCUAGACAACCACGGCAACAUCGUUUGCGAUCGGAAGGUCGUCUACCGCUACAUCAGAGCAUGGUUCGGCAGCUUUGAGAACUUCGUCUUUACAUACAAGCAAUGUGCGGCAGCAUCUCUGCCAAUGCUUUGGUCCACCUGGGAUACCGAGACUGAUCCGCGGAAUGGCCUGGGCAUUUGGCGUUUUGCCGAUGCUUUUCUGCCUGGCGGCGAAGCUUUGCUUCCUGCUGCGGACCAGGCGUUGUGGGAAGUGCGGCGAAGUGCUGACGAACAUUUGUUCAUUCUCUUGGUCAUGAUCGCUUUGUUUGUGGGAUGCUCGUUUUUCGAAAGCUGGUGCUGGGGCCCUCACUUCGACUUUGUGGAGAAAAAUUCAAAUGCUUGGUACGACUUGUUUCCGGGAACUUGCGCCUUCUUUGUUAUCAUGCUCUCACUCACGGGAUUGACUUUUCUGUGCGUCGGUCCGAUCAAUUUGGCCGCCCAUGUCCAGCAGAGAUUCUGUGGCGAACUCCAAGCCUCCGUGAGCCCAGAAGCCGCACCUGAACCAGCUGGUGAAUGGGAGCGUUUCCUGCAUUGCUCCCCGAAGACUGGGGACGACGUGUGCAUCGCACGAAUUCUUCUUUUCUUCAAGGACAAUCAUUUCCGGAACGAGUCCCUGCAAGGCCGAGAGGGCCUCACGCUGCGCGCGGAGCAGCGGCAGCAGAUCAGGACGGUGCCAAUCCGAUGGAAGCGAGCCCACUUGAUCUUCGUGAGCAUCUUCCUGAUCUUCCCUUUGAUUCUACUGUGGGAGUUCACGUACUGCGACUUCUUCGGAGAGAACGCGCUGUACUUCAUCAUCGGCUUCAGCUUCGCCAUGAACUUCGUGGACAACUCUUUGUCUAGGGCCGUACGGGAGGAGCUGAUCCAGGUACCGCUGUCGACUGCUUGCAGCGUUGUGCUGUUUAUCG
Molecule: messenger RNA, 1975 nt
Organism: Symbiodinium natans
Lineage: Eukaryota; Dinophyceae; Suessiales; Symbiodiniaceae
Source: the annotation of a GenBank genome assembly